Staurois parvus is the source of this 228-nucleotide messenger RNA. Lineage: Eukaryota; Metazoa; Chordata; Amphibia; Anura; Ranidae. The record is from the annotation of a GenBank genome assembly.
AUGGAACCCCAAGGGGAGGCCGAAGCCGAGAAGUCGCAGGUACUUUUGGAGCCCGUUUACAAACUUGCAGCAGGCCGGCGGUCCCCCGGGGGUCGCAGCUUUUACAUUUGUACCGUAAGGACUUGGACAGCCGCUUUUCUAGACAUGUGCCAUUACAGUCCUGCGCGGGUGCAAAGACGCUUCCUUCCAGGCGAGGACUCAGAGACUCGCUUCAGGUCCCUCGUUUGA